This is a messenger RNA of Nanorana parkeri, 1533 nucleotides long. RefSeq names its product phosphatidylinositol glycan anchor biosynthesis class A (gene PIGA). Gene Ontology annotation, molecular function: phosphatidylinositol N-acetylglucosaminyltransferase activity. Gene Ontology annotation, cellular component: glycosylphosphatidylinositol-N-acetylglucosaminyltransferase (GPI-GnT) complex. The record is from RefSeq and is a predicted model, not a curated record. Gene Ontology annotation, biological process: GPI anchor biosynthetic process. The coding region runs from base 1 to 1533 and encodes 510 amino acids. Lineage: Eukaryota; Metazoa; Chordata; Amphibia; Anura; Dicroglossidae. The transcript has 6 exons.
AUGGUUGGAACUUCUGACGAGGUUGUUAUUGUGGAGUGGAUCUACAAGGAGGGGACUUAUCUACCACCCGUCUCUGUCAUGGUUCACAUUUGGGGUGUAGGGUCUACACCUCGCUCUCGUAGGGACUCUUCCAAGACUACAGAAGAAACACACGGUCCAGUUGGCAGGACUCAUGUGAUAUGUAUGGUUUCGGACUUCUUUUAUCCAAACAUGGGUGGCGUAGAGAGUCACAUUUAUCAGCUAUCUCAGUGUCUGAUCGAGAGGGGACAUAAGGUCAUCAUUGUCACUCAUGCAUAUGAGGACCGGAAAGGAAUCCGCUACCUCACCAAUGGCCUGAAAGUCUAUUAUUUACCUCUGAGGGUUAUGUAUAACCAGUCUACGGCCACCACCCUGCUGCAUACUCUACCUCUACUCAGGUAUAUCUUUGUAAGAGAAAGGGUUAGCAUUGUUCAUGCCCACAGCUCUUUUUCUGCCAUGGCCCAUGAUGCUCUGUUCCAUGCUAAGACAAUGGGGCUCCAUACGGUUUUCACGGACCAUUCACUGUUUGGAUUUGCUGAUGUCAGCUCAGUGCUCACCAACAAACUUCUGACGGUGUCCUUGUGUGAUACAAACCACAUCAUCUGUGUCUCGUACACUAGCAAAGAGAACACUGUGCUCCGAGCCGCCCUGAACCCUGAGAUCGUCUCUGUCAUCCCCAAUGCUGUGGACCCCACAGAUUUCACUCCAGACCCCCAGAAAAAGAGGACUAGUAAGAUAACCAUUGUGGUGGUCAGCAGACUGGUGUACAGAAAAGGAAUAGACUUGCUGGGGGGUAUAAUCCCUGAAAUGUGCCACAGAUACCCAGACCUGCACUUUCUCAUUGGAGGUGAGGGCCCCAAGAGAAUCAUUUUAGAGGAGGUACGAGAAAGAUACCAGCUUCACGACAGGGUUCGGCUGUUGGGUGCUCUGGAACACCGUCAGGUGCGGAAUGUCUUGGUGGAAGGUGACAUAUUCCUCAACACGUCUCUUACUGAAGCUUUCUGCAUGGCAAUCGUGGAAGCUGCUAGCUGUGGUUUGCAGGUGGUGAGUACCAGAGUGGGUGGGAUUCCCGAGGUGCUGCCUGAGGAUUUCAUCAUCCUGUGUGAGCCGUCAGUCAAAUCUCUAUGUGAUGGAUUGGAGAAAGCUAUAGAUCAGCUGAAAACGGAAAAAUUGCCCUCCCCGGAAGCCAUCCAUAACACUGUGAAGACAUUCUAUACUUGGAGAGAUGUCGCUGAGAGGACGGAGAAAGUUUACAAUCGAGUGGCUGAUGAAAUCGUCUUACCAAUGAAUGAGAGACUGGAGCGUCUUGUAAGUCACUGUGGUGUAGUGACGGGGACCAUCUUUGCCCUUUUUGUGGUAGCUAGUUUUUUAUUUCUCCUUUUCCUGACAUGGAAUACCCCGGACUCCCUGAUUGACAUUGCGGUUGAUGCCACCGGGCCAGAAGGAGCCUGGUCACGGAAAUCUAACUGUAAAAAAUCACGGAAAAAGAUAACCAUUGCAGACGGAGAAAACUAA